Molecule: messenger RNA, 333 nt
Organism: Dracunculus medinensis (Guinea worm)
Lineage: Eukaryota; Metazoa; Nematoda; Chromadorea; Rhabditida; Dracunculidae
Source: the annotation of a GenBank genome assembly
AUGUUGAGCGGAGGAUUUCACAGCAGUGGUCCAUUUUCAGCUCAUCCUGAAAGGGUGCUUGUCAGCGUUUUUGGUAUAGCAGUGGGGAGCGCGAUUUUUGGCUACUAUUUGGGUUUAUACUUAAGAAAAAAGAAAAAUAGAAUAAACCAUCUGAUCAAGCUGUCUACAGGAAAGGUUGUUGAUAUAAUCGAUAUGGAAGAUUUGGGUGAUAAAAAAGUCUUUUGUCGAUGUUGGAAAAGCGCAGAAUUUCCAUACUGUGAUGGCACUCAUACAAAGCAUAACGAAUGUACGGGAGAUAACGUUGGACCGUUGAUAAUAAAGAAGAAAGAUUGA